Cadophora gregata is the source of this 465-nucleotide messenger RNA. RefSeq lists its product as uncharacterized. The transcript has a single exon. The record is from RefSeq and is a predicted model, not a curated record. Bases 1 to 465 code for a protein of 154 amino acids. NCBI's taxonomy places the organism in Eukaryota, Fungi, Ascomycota, Leotiomycetes, Helotiales, Ploettnerulaceae.
AUGUCCGGAAGGGACUUCCACCAGAAUCUAGCAGAGGAAAGCAUGAGGCUCAACAUGGAAAACGCACAUCUCCGAUAUGUAGGGUCGGGAAAUGGAUUCGGUACUCAUAUGGGUAAUGCCCAAUAUAUCUCCACCAACAAUAUGUACCCUGGUGUUCCCAAAGGUACCGGAAUGCUCAUAUUCAACAACCUUCCCCAGAUGCAACCUUACAUACAACAAGGCAAUAGGGCUUUUGCAUAUCAAUACCAGGGUGGUCAUCGGGGUGACCGUAUGAGCAAUCUGACUAACAUCAUGCAACCGAUCGGUGGCCCAUUCAAUGGCCAAGAGUUCGGUCCGUCGUUAGCUAACCAGCGAAUGGGUAUCGGAAGUGUCACACCCAGGCCAACUCCCUGUAAUAUAUGUGGCCGAGUCUUUGCUCACAUGUUGAGUAUGGCAAAUCAUAGACGGGCAUCUCAUGGUCGUUGA